AUGUUGGUGGCUGGUACAUCUCAGGUUGCGAUGGAGUGGAUUUCUCAAGAAGAAAAGGAGAACAGGAAGAUGGGAGACCGGCACUCUGAUGCUGAUGCUUCAAAAGAGAAGAGAGGUACGAGUCCAGUGCCAGACAAAGCAGAUGUUUCUUCUGAGGCCUGUAAGAACAAAAUAUCAUCUUCUGUGGAUUCUGAGAUCCCCACUGAGUAUGAGUAUGAGUAUGAAGAUAUAAUUCCGCCACGACUAACUGCCCCGUUGACUAGAAAACAAUUUAGGUAUUUGGCUGGAGAGACAAGUGAGGACGACGAAGACGGCACAAAUUUCUACGGGGAGAGCAUUGUGUACGGCACUCCUGGUACUCGUGAUAUGACGGGUGCUGAGCGUGCCUUGGUUGCGGCUGGAUACAUAAAGGGCACUAAGAAGUACAGGAUUCGAUAUAAAACGCUUCGCAAGGAACAAAGAGCAUAUGAGAGAAGUUGUGAGGAGGACCUUCGUGGCAUUAAGAAUUUGCAUGUCGAAGCUGUAUUGGACAAAGAGGGUAACUUCUGUUGGGGCCGUUUUGGACCAUAAACUAUAUGUCGGUAUUGUUUCAUGUGUUAGGGUAUGACUGUUUGGUGCAUUAAUUCUGUUUCUGAUGGUGGUAUGCGAAUUUCUCAUGAUUUUGGUUUUCGAAACAUGUGUCUAUGACGGUGGUGACUCGAAAAGUACACGAUGCAAUGCUCUAACAAUUUUGAAGUCACGACUGUUGGGAUUUUAGUUUGCAUGACAGAUUAUAAAUUUCAAUGCGUCGCAUUUAAUUUUAGCUUUGUUUGGUGAAGGCUACUAAUGAGCGUCAUAAACGUGACACACAACAUUUAAAGGUACAGUUUCGUAAGAGGGCUUAUGUAAUGAACAAUAGCGGCACAAUAGUUUUUUUGAAUAGCACAACAGCAGUAUUAUUGGCCUAUACAAGUAGUCCACAUUAACUCCAGGCCAAGUUAUAAGGAGCCAAAGUAUUCUGAGGAG
Molecule: messenger RNA, 1005 nt
Organism: Striga asiatica
Lineage: Eukaryota; Viridiplantae; Streptophyta; Magnoliopsida; Lamiales; Orobanchaceae
Source: the annotation of a GenBank genome assembly